Messenger RNA from Cokeromyces recurvatus, 676 nucleotides. RefSeq lists its product as uncharacterized. Gene Ontology annotation, cellular component: ribonucleoprotein complex; cytoplasm; nucleus. Bases 95 to 433 code for a protein of 112 amino acids. The record is from RefSeq and is a predicted model, not a curated record. Gene Ontology annotation, molecular function: mRNA binding. NCBI's taxonomy places the organism in Eukaryota, Fungi, Mucoromycota, Mucoromycetes, Mucorales, Mucoraceae. The transcript has 3 exons.
CUUUUUUCUCGUCAUCAUAAUUUUUUUAUAACUUUUCCUACACGUAUUUUCUUUCUACUCUAUCGUUAAAAAAAAAAGGAAAAAAAAAAUUAACAUGGGUGGACACAGAGUUUAUAUUGGACAUCUUGCUCGUGAUGCUUCAAGAAGAGACCUUGAAGAUCUUUUUAAAGAUUUUGGCAAAAUUCUUGAUGUAACUGUAAAGACAGGUUUUGGUUUUGUUGAAUUUGCAGACAAAAUGGAUGCUGAAGAUGCAGUUCACGACAUGCACGAUACUAGAUUCUUAGGUCAAAGAAUCGUUGUUGAACUUGCUAUGAGCCGCCGUCGUCCUGACCGCUUUGAAAUUAAGGACACCAAUCGCAUUAUUGUAAAGAAUAUCCCAUCAAAGACUACUUGGCAGGUAAAAUACUUAUCUCCUUUUCUAUGCUGCUAUUAGGCCGUUCCUAUUCCCUUUCUCUUUUUUUUCCCAUUUUCACUACUUUAUUUGCUUGCUUUUACUUUUCUUUUUAAUCUCUUUUUUAUGAUCAAAAGAUUUUUUUUUUUGCAUUUAUAUUUUUUUUUCUUUGUUCACUGGUACAAGAUAAGAAAAAAUUAUGCUUAAAAAAAAAAGAAUUUAUUUGUUCAUAAGCGAAGUAUUAAAAAAAAAGUAAAAGCAAGCUGAGACUUACUUAUAUUAAAC